This is a messenger RNA of Eublepharis macularius, 1757 nucleotides long. RefSeq names its product RNA-binding protein 4B-like. The record is from RefSeq and is a predicted model, not a curated record. Gene Ontology annotation, molecular function: mRNA binding; zinc ion binding. Gene Ontology annotation, biological process: mRNA splicing, via spliceosome. Gene Ontology annotation, cellular component: cytosol; nuclear speck. Lineage: Eukaryota; Metazoa; Chordata; Lepidosauria; Squamata; Eublepharidae. The transcript is spliced from 4 exons. The coding region runs from base 96 to 1169 and encodes 357 amino acids.
GUUCAGGGAAGGCGGAGAACCUUUUCAGUUGGUCGCGCCGCCAUUUUGUGUCGUUGGCUGGUAGUGAGAGGGGCUAGGCCGCUCUAUCAGCCACCAUGGUGAAACUCUUUAUAGGCAACCUUCCCCGGGAGGCCACGGAGCAAGAGAUUCGUUCCCUUUUUGAGCAGUAUGGACGGGUCCUGGAAUGCGACAUUAUCAAGAACUACGGCUUUGUGCAUAUAGAGGACAAGACGGCCGCUGAAGAUGCCAUCCGCAACCUGCAUCACUACAAAUUACAUGGCAUCUGCAUCAAUGUGGAGGCCAGUAAGAAUAAGAGCAAAGCCUCCACCAAGCUUCAUGUAGGCAACAUCAGUACCUCUUGCACCAACCUGGAGCUGCGGGCCAAAUUUGAGGAGUAUGGCCCUGUGCUUGAGUGCGAUAUUGUCAAGGAUUAUGCUUUUGUGCAUAUGGAGCGAGCAGAGGAUGCUGUUGAGGCCAUCAGGGGUCUUGACAACACAGAGUUUCAAGGCAAACGAAUGCGCGUGCAGUUGUCCACCAGCCGGCUCAGAACUGCGCCCGGGAUGGGAGACAAGAGUGGCUGCUACCGGUGUGGGAAGGAGGGUCACUGGUCUAAAGAGUGCCCAGUAGAUCGCACAGGGCAAGUGCCCGAGCUGACCGAAACUUAUAGCGAGCAAUACGGAGCAGUGCGCACCCCCUACCCCGCGGGCUAUGGGGAUGCCAUGUAUUACGAUGACCCCUAUGGAAUGGUGGACUACUAUAAACGGUACCGUGCGAGGUCCGCCGCGUACGGGGCUUCUGCAUACGACACAUAUGCGGAGCACACCAUGGUCCAGUAUUCCCAGUACGCCCAGUACUCGCAAGCACAAGCCACAGCGGCCGCAGCCAUGGCCAAUCGCCUUUCUACCACCUUAGACCCUUACGACAGGGCCUUGCUGCCUGCCUCGGGAACUGCAGCAGCGGUAGCUGCCGCUGCUGCAGCCGCGUCUUCCUCCUUUUAUACCCGGGAUAGAAGUCCCCUGCGUCGCUCGGCAGCUGCGGCUUCCACCGUUGGAGACGUGUAUGGAUACGAGCGUGUUCAACUGUCUCCCGUCCCGCGAUCCUCCCUCUACGAUGUCCAGCGGUUCGGGCGGGAUGCGUACGCGGAAAGGUUGCGGUACACUGCGUUUUGAUUCUGGAGGUAGGCUAUUUGAGGGCUGGAUGUCGGGUUCCUGUGGUACGUCCGCGGCAAAACAAUACCAGGCUUCACGAUGUGACGAUUUGUGUUUAACAUGAUGUCAUUAAUGGACAUUUUGUGUCUCUCCAAAGCUUAGUGACAACUAAUCUUUUGUUUUUAUUUUCUGGGGAGUUGCUUGGAGUGGGGGAGGUGAUAUUUUGGUUGUAACUGCACCUUCCUGUCUGGAGAGGUGACUGUCUUUAGUGUUCUUUGACUUACUUGUCUGGACCUGCUCUCCAAGAUCGGGCAUAGUGGUGCUGGUAGGGUAGGAGAGGUCUUUUAUUUCCAGAGCCUGGCUCAAGCCCCUCUCUUCUCCUCCAGCUCAUUUUGUAGCUCUCCCCCUCCUCCUAGAAUAGGCUUAUUUUGAAAACAAAUAAUCAGUUUUUUUACUAUGAGAAGUCAUUGUCAUGCUUCAUAUUAUCCUGAGUUUGGCCCCUCCUGUGGAAUCCUCCCCUUAUAUUGAAGCUAACCUGUGAAUUUUGUCCUUUGAUAUUUGAUGAAACACUUUUUUUCUCUCCAGUAAAAUAAAGCACUUGUAAACAGA